AUGAAGGACUUAUUAAGGCGCUCCAAUGGUCGUGCAUGUUUGGAAUACGACGAGCUAGAGGUUAGCCUUAUUGAGACCAAGAGAGUGGUGAACGCACGGCCACUUACCUACGUGGCGGAGGGGAGCGACGACCCGCUCCCCAUCACCCCGAACCAGUUUCUCAAUAAUAGGCGUUCGAACUGCACUCCGCCGGAGCCAGUCGUAAACCUCAUGGCUCCCGAUGCAACCAAUUUGAAACUGCUGGAAAUGGAUCGUCAACGUAGGGAGUAUGUCAGUGACAUCUGCGAGCGUUUCGUCACGGACUACCUACUCCAAAUCGACAAAUUCCACUGCAAGGGUGCACCCGGCCGCAAGAUCCGGGUUGGAGAAGUUGUCAUCAUUCACGAUGACAACACCAAGCGCCUUAUGCGGACGGUAAGAGUAGUGAAGGAGUUAAUCACUAGCAAGGACGGAUUAAUCCGCUCGGUUAUGGUCAAGACGCCGAACGGAAACCUUAUAAACCGCGCCAUCCAAUCGCUACACCCCUUGGAGCUACGUGAGGACCAGCCAGAAGACGUCGAGGUUCCACCUGCACCGGAGCCGGAACCAGAAAGGGCACCUCCAUCCGUGUCCGCCGCGGAUCCCGUCGAGCAAGAAGAGCCGUGGACCACGGGGUCUGGUGGGGAGUGUGUUAGGAAUACGGUGUAUUCCCAACAGCCGACGACGCGAGCUGGGUGA
Molecule: messenger RNA, 717 nt
Organism: Daphnia magna
Lineage: Eukaryota; Metazoa; Arthropoda; Branchiopoda; Diplostraca; Daphniidae
Exons: 1
Coding region: 1-717 (238 amino acids)
Source: RefSeq, a predicted model, not a curated record